Molecule: messenger RNA, 312 nt
Organism: Cetraspora pellucida
Lineage: Eukaryota; Fungi; Glomeromycota; Glomeromycetes; Diversisporales; Gigasporaceae
Source: the annotation of a GenBank genome assembly
GGUGGAGACGGAUAUGGCGACAAAGAUGGAGACAGAUAUGGUGACGAAGAUGGAGACAGAUAUGGCGAUGAAGAUGGAGAUGGAUAUGGCGACGAAGAAGAAGAUGGAUAUAACAACGAAGACAGAUAUGGUGAUGAAGACGAAUAUGAUGACAAGGCACCAACGGAGGCACCAACGGAAGCACCAACGAAAGCACCAACAGAAGCACCAACAGAAGCACCAAUUAAAGUAAAAGCAGAACAUAUCAAUGUUAAUGAUUCAAACAAAGAUACCAAUGGGAAGUCAACAAUGUUAACGAUGAUAAAAGUGUAG